Molecule: messenger RNA, 1608 nt
Organism: Plectropomus leopardus (leopard coralgrouper)
Lineage: Eukaryota; Metazoa; Chordata; Actinopteri; Perciformes; Serranidae
Gene: tmem100a
Product: transmembrane protein 100a
Biological process (GO): cellular response to BMP stimulus
Cellular component (GO): plasma membrane
Source: RefSeq, a predicted model, not a curated record
GUGCGAGCUGCAGAUCUUAACCUGAGGACUCGACUGGGGGACGCUUGUCAUGAAUGGGAGUCAGAUUCCAGCCCGGAAAGAGAAGCUGUUUGUUGUUGAGUUCAGCACACAAGAAAACAGCAUUCACUUUUAAUUAGCUGUAACUGACUGAAUAUUUUAUGAGCGGCUUUACUCAGAGACAAGUUUCACUGCAGCAGAGGAGCACUCAGGAGACUGUGCGACAUGGAAAACGGCUGUGAGACCCUAGAGAGACCCUAGCGAGGAAAAGAGGUAAAAGGCCAACAACAACAGUGAGGAGGAACCAUCUGUGGCUGGUUAACAGAAGUUCUCCUUGAUCCUGCAAUGCCACAAGAAGCUAAUGAGGACGCCAUGAGAACACCAGUGACCCCAGAGAAGGCCAACAACAAUGAGUGUCCUGUAGCCACCACAGUAAACAUCCCCCUGGUCAAUGAAGUCCAGCUGACCGCAGCCACCGGCGGGGCCGAGCUGUCCUGUUAUCGCUGCACCAUCCCGUUUGGUGUGGUGGUUCUCAUUGCCGGCAUCGUGGUCACUGCUGUGGCUUACAGCUUCAACUCCCAUGGAUCCACCAUCUCUUACUUUGGCCUGGUGCUCCUCUCGGCCGGAUUGGUGCUCUUAGCGUCCAGCACCGUCUGCUGGAAGAUGAGAAUGGAGAGAAAGAAGGAGAGACGACGGGAGAGCCAAACCGCUUUGGUCGCAAACCAGAGGAGUAUUUUUACUUGAACUUUACUUGGACAUAUCCUUGUUUUAAGUCUGAAAAGGGCCUAAUUUUCUAGAUUGAGUCGGAGGACCAGCUGCAGACAGAUGUUGCCCACCAUGUGUUGAAUUUCCGACCUGUAAAACUUUUGACUCUCAAGGCCCAGAACCUAAAGCUUUGAAGACAUUGUCGGGGAUGUAUUUGUCAAACAGACGUCAAGCAUCUGGCGAGCCGGGAACGCUGCCAGAAGGAAUGUAUCACAAUUAAGAUGAAUUACCACUGUGCAAAGCGAUGUAGAGGAAGUCUCCCAUUAAUCUGUUGUUGGAUGUGGCGGCUUUGAUUGUAAUGGGAGGGAUUGUGGUUUGAAAGGCCUGGGAGGAGGAGAGGGAAACUGGAAAAUCCAGGACAAUGAUUCAUGCCUCAGUUGCUUCACUUCAACUUGGACUUCUCUGUUUAUGAAGUCUCUGCAUUCAUCUCACAGGGAAUGAUUAUGAAUCAUCUGUUUUGAAAGUAUGGUACUUAAUAUGAAGAUUUUUUCUUUAAAUCUGCCAAUAUAUUCUGUUCAAUAUAUCAGAUUACAUGAUAUUGAGAAUAUUUAACCUUAAAUACAUAUUCUCUUAAAGCACUUUGAUUAUUAUAAUCAUCAUAUUCAGUAUUAAAAAUCUAUUAACAUAAAGUAAGUGAUACAUCCAGAAUUUUGAGUAGUUUUGCCAAUUUUGGCAAAUUUUGGAUCAAAACAGACAUUGUCUUGGGUGAUUAUCACUUAUUGUCCAGUGUACUUGCAUACUUUAAAAAACAUUAAAUGUAGCUUUUGUUUCGAUGUAAUCAUUUGCAUGUAUUAAUUGUUGCCAAGACGUCAUGAGGUUUAAUAAACUCAUUGAUACUCAAACAUG